AUGGCGUCUUCCUUCGAGUCCCUCCCUCUGGAGGUGUUUGAGGCCAUCAUCCACGAGACUGACCUCGUUGACCUUUGGCACCUUCAACAAUGCAAUUCCGCCUUCGAAAUAACAUUGGAUCCCUACAUGAUGGCUGAACCCCACGCUAUUCACAAACUCAUGGCUUGGGGUUGCUCUAGAGGCAACACAUGGGCUAUCAAGAAGGCUCUCUCGCUGGGGGCCGAUAUCAGCACUGUCGAAGUUGCUUGGAGAAACGACACAGCUCUGCUGGCCUCUGCACUUGGCCUUGCCGCAAGCAGAUUCCGCUACGACAUCUUUGAGUUUCUUCUCAAAUCAGGCGCCCAACCAGAUGUCCCCAUCCACAUCACACAGUCUGCCGCUUUCAAAAGACGCCUAUUCGCUCCGCAAUUCCCCAGAUUCGUUGAGCUUUGCCAAGAGUAUGGAGUCAAGGACAGGAUCCCCGACAUCCAAGCCAACCUGGAUGCAACUCUUGUCGAGGCAGUUAAACUGAACCUCAAACUCAACAUCUGUCAACGUUGGAUGGACCUUGGAGCAAACCCAACUGCACGAGUCGGAAAGAGUUGGAACCCCGAGACAGCCUUGUCACUUGCGAUACUUUCUGGGUCCAUCACACUAGCCAAGGUCAUGGUCUCACGAGGUUGUUACCUUGACCUAGCGGUUCUAAGCCCAGUGCCCAACGAUAUGGACCCAUGGCAACACCGUCUGGAACCAUGGAAAUUUAGGCCAAUGGUUGCCGCUGCAAAACGCUUGGCAUCAAAGGGGAAGACGGACAUGAUUGAUCUUCUUCUAAAAGCUGGCGCUGACCUCAAUGUCAAGUGCCGAGUCUGGAUUCCACUCAGGCCGGACUGUGACGAUCGCACGCUUUUGGUCGUCACCCCACUGUUGAUAUACAUCCUCAGUGUCGACUUUACAGACCCGAAUCAUUCUCCUUCUCGGAUGGUCAAUUGGCUUUUGGACAGAGGUGCCGAUAUUCGGUUCGAUCGCGUCCAUGCGGGCUACCCUUUGACCUUGCUAGUCAUUUGGAGGUACUUUAAAGGCCCCAAGUGCCUCUUAAACGACGAACAGUUCACAAUCAUCAAACUGUUUCUGGAGAAUGGCGCAGCUAAAAACAAGGUGCCCAACUGGCUAUGUGGGCAAGGAGUGUGUUCGUGGAAAUUCUUCCCGUUGGAUAAUCCUUUCACUCUUGAACAGCAGGCUGUUGGUAUUGAACGGUGGAGUGUCAUUAUCGACUUGUUGCUCAAAGAUGACAAUUUUGAUGGCAAACUGUCCGAUCAUGUUGACGACCUACUAAUGACGCUGCUAGAGCACAUCAUGCAUACCACAUUUGGGUGGGUUUCUGAGCCUCCUGACCCUUGCCCUCCUGAGCUUUUCACCAAGUUUUACGACAUUAGUCACCCUCUCAUGAUACAGAAGCUACUGUCAAAGGGAGCCAGCAUCAACGAAACUUCAUUGGCGCUUCCUGAUGAAAAACAACAGCGAUCAUUGGUUAGCAUGCUUGCCAAUCUCGGUGGUGCGCCCACCUUUAUUCAAGAAGGGUUAUCGUCCAAGUCAAAAGAUCUUGAUCAUGGGGUAUACGAGCUGUGGAAAUGUGCACUUCAAGGUGAAGUGGCAGACGAGGAGAGACUGCUUUGGAACCCAACAGCCGGGGCCCUGGUGGAUAUACCUGAUCGACUGGAUCCUCAGGAACGGGAGGAGUUAAGACGGCAGCGAAAGGAUGCGGAAGAGUUGUUCGAUCAGCAGGCUGUGCAAAAGUCUGCAGAACAGAGACCCCGUGGGCUCGAGAGUUUUAUUACAGGUAAUAUCUGGUGA
Messenger RNA from Fusarium vanettenii 77-13-4, 1830 nucleotides. RefSeq lists its product as uncharacterized. The transcript is spliced from 2 exons. NCBI's taxonomy places the organism in Eukaryota, Fungi, Ascomycota, Sordariomycetes, Hypocreales, Nectriaceae. Bases 1 to 1830 code for a protein of 609 amino acids. Gene Ontology annotation, molecular function: protein binding. The record is from RefSeq and is a predicted model, not a curated record.